Alligator sinensis (Chinese alligator) is the source of this 1729-nucleotide messenger RNA. RefSeq names its product apoptosis inducing factor, mitochondria associated 2 (gene AIFM2). The coding region runs from base 485 to 1606 and encodes 373 amino acids. Gene Ontology annotation, cellular component: cytoplasm; mitochondrion. Gene Ontology annotation, molecular function: electron-transferring-flavoprotein dehydrogenase activity; flavin adenine dinucleotide binding. The record is from RefSeq and is a predicted model, not a curated record. Gene Ontology annotation, biological process: apoptotic mitochondrial changes; positive regulation of apoptotic process. Lineage: Eukaryota; Metazoa; Chordata; Crocodylia; Alligatoridae. The transcript is spliced from 10 exons.
UCCCUAUUGAGCCAAGGGGGUCUCCCAGCCCUUUUGCUGCCUUUCUUAUGAAAAUGAAUCAGCUUCCUGUCUCCUCAUCUCAAGAUGAGAUCCAUUCCUAAACCAGUAUCACCAGGACUGUGCUUGAUUCCAGCUUGCUUGUGGCUCCAUUAGAUGGCAGCAGGAGCAGAUAUAACUGUUUUAUGCUUUCACCCUUCCCCCUCAAUCUUUCGACUGUGUUUGCUGAAUCAUCAUGAUUAAACGAAUGAGGUUGGAGAAAAUCAAGCUUUUGCUCAACACCCCAGCUUGGGCUGCUGCUUCCACGACCCAUGGAAACUUGGGCCGAACCUGCGGGAUAUAACUUGCUGCUCAGCUGCUGGCUGUAGAAGCAUGAUUUUGUCUACUCUUUUUAUGCUGUCUUUAUUGGCAUGAGGUGAUCCAGGAAAUUCAAGUUCUUCUGAGUGCUGGGUUCAGUAGAUUUUAUCUUGAAGUUCUGCCAUCCACAAUGGGAUCCAAACUCUCCGUGGAUGACUCUGUGUGCGUGGUGAUCGUUGGAGGUGGUUUCGGGGGAAUUGCAGCUGCCAGCCAGCUAAAGUCCUGGGGAAUCCCCUUCGUUCUUGUGGAUAUGAGAGAUGCUUUCCACCACAAUGUUGCUGCCCUCCGAGCCUCUGUAGAGAGUGGAUUUGCCAAGAAGACUUUCAUUUCUUAUUCUGUGAGCUUUGGAAGUAGCUUUCGACAAGCCAAGGUGGUUGGGAUAGACCUAGAAAAAACCCAAGUUUUGUUGAAUGAUGAUAAAGAGAUUUCCUAUUCCCAUCUCAUUCUUGCUACAGGCAGCGAUGGGCCUUUCCCUGGGAAGUUUAACCAGAUUAUUGACAUGGAAACUGCCAUUCAUACCUAUGAAGACAUGGUCAAAGAGAUCCAGAAAUCUUCACGUAUCGUGGUAGUGGGAGGUGGUGCUGCUGGAGUAGAGAUGGCAGCAGAGAUCAAAACAGAAUACCCAGCCAAAGAGAUCACUCUCAUUCAUUCAAAAAUGGCACUUGCUGAUGUAGAACUUCUACCAUGUGUCCGGCAGGAGGUGAAAGAGAUUCUCCUUAGAAAGGGAGUACAUCUCUUGUUAAGUGAAAGUGUCAGCAACCUGCAGAUGCUGACAUUAAAUCAGUUCCAGGAAGAUAUGGUAGUAAAGACGGAUAAGGGCACAGAGAUUGCUGCUGACCUGGUGAUUCUCUGCACUGGGAUAAAGAUCAAUUCAUCAGCAUAUAGCACUGCAUUCAAGGACAAGAUGGCAAGUAACGGUGCUUUAAAAGUUAACAAGCACCUUCAGGUGGAAGGCUAUGAUAGCAUCUAUGCGAUUGGUGACUGUGCUGAUGUGAAGGAGCCAAAGAUGGCCUACCAUGCAGGGCUCCAUGCCAGUGUUGUGGUGACCAACAUCAUCAACAGUCUGACACAGAAACCUCUGAAAACCUACCAGCCAGGAUCACUAAGCUUCCUGCUGUCGAUGGGCAGGAACGAUGGGGUAGGCCAGAUUAAUGGAUGCUACGUGGGACGUCUUUUGGUGACUAUUGCCAAGAGCCGGGACCUUUUCAUCUCUAAGAGCUGGAAGACUAUGGGACAAACUAUGCCCUAUUAGUCAAAAGGGACAAUCCUGAAGGGGCAAGGAAAUGCAGCAACUGAUUAAUAGUUGGAAAGCAUUAAAAUGUGCAUCAUUUAAAAAAAUACAUGAACUGCACUGGCAUUGGUGAUGAAUUAAUAU